CUCUCUCCGCCGCCCCACCUGUCCAGACGGCAAGGCUGAGCGCUGAGCGUGUGUGUGUGACACGAAGAGGGGGGGGGUGAGUUAAUUGGGAUUCGUUUGUCUCCUUGUCCUUCUUGUUCCGACACUGCUUGCUUGAACACAUAGAGCCACCCGUCAUCAGGAGCGAUGCUCUCGUUCGGCAGGGAGGGAGCCAGAUCAACGGUCCGACGGCUCGGGCAGCAGCAGCCGUUUGGACGACGCCUGAGCACCGCGGGGCUAACGUGGAGCGCGAGGUUUAUCAACCGCUUCAGCAGUGGCCGUCUGCGCUACGUACAACCCCGAAAUGUAGGCAGCGCCUCUGCCAUCGGCACCACCGAAAGGCCUUACAGUCAGCAUGCUGGAGCCGGGGGAAGCGCUUGGCCGGCCGGAGCAGCUGCCGCAGCGGCCGCGGCGGCGGCGGCGGCGGCGGCGGCGGCGGCGGCGGCGGCGGCGGGGGCGGCGGUGUUGAUAGCAACGUCAGCAUCGUCCUCCAACGACGAUACCGGCUGUUCGGCGGCGGCGGUAGCCCCCGGCGAAGUAGAACUGCCGGUAGUUCGGGGGCUGCUUGAUCCCUCGCUGGGUGGUACUAUGGCUGAUGGAAGCGGAGGCAUUAACAGCCCGCUCGGAUCGUUUGGCGGCUUCGGCGGUGCAGGAGGAGGAGGGACACUGCCAACGAAGAGGGCGGGAGAGGAGAGGGGGGGCGCCGUGGCGUUUGUCGGAGAGCCCGUGGGGGGGGCGGAGGACACGACGGUGGAAGGAGGGUUCCUCGGACAGUACGAGAUCGGGCGUCUGCUGGGGGAGGGGAGCUUCGGCCUGGUGUACGAGGCCCGGCCGGUUGGGUCCGACCGAAGAGUGGCCCUCAAGCAAAUCAGCAAGCUGGGAGUGCGGAGAGAAGAGAUACUUCAAGAGAUGACCACCCUCAAGGCCAUCCAUGCGGCGGGAGGGCACGACAACAUCGCCCGCGUCCUCGACGUGUUCGAGGACUCGACCUUCUACUUUUUUGUGCUGGAGCUUGUGUCUGGCGGGGAGAUGUUCGAGCACCUAACGAGGAACGGUCCGUACUCGGAGGCGAAGGCGGCGGCCUUCAUGAGGGAGCUGGCCGCCGCCCUGCAAUUCCUGCACUCGCAGGAGAUCAUACACGCGGACCUCAAGCCCGAGAACCUGAUGCUCAGCUCCUGGGACCUAGGGGAGUCGAAGCUCAAGGUUGUGGAUUUUGGCUCUUCCAUGCGAUCCGGCACCGCGAUCGACCUCGACGACUCGACGCUCGGGACGACUUGGUACCUGCCCCCGGAGGCUGUGGUGUUGGACGAGGAGCCUCGUCCUACCGACGGUGGUGGUGGUACCGGGCAGCAGCAGGGUCACGAGCUCUUGGUGACGCCGGCGCUGGAUAUGUGGGCCGUCGGUUGCAUCUUGUUCAUCAUGCUGUGUGGAGCACAUCCGUUCGACCUCGACAGCAACUCCGAGGAGGAAGAAGUGAUCAAGCGAGUGCGCUCGGGCGUCGUCCCGCUCCUGGAGCUCGGUGGCGGUGUCUCCGACUCUGCCAAGGAUCUCAUCUCCAGGCGAGUGGCGGUUGUUGACGAGGGACCCGAAGGAGAGGCUGACAGCAGAGGAGAUGAUGCAGCAUCCCUGGAUACAGGUGGAAGAACGGCACCGCAGAGGCCGUUGAAAGGGAGCGAUGCUCGACUGGCCCGUUUUCGGGAGGUCCUGAGCCAGAAACUGGAGACAGGGGUGGUGUCUAUGCUUGUGGAAGGGGCUGUGGCCGAGGGAAACAGCCAGGACCAAUACACGUACAACCCGUACGGCGGUUACAUGGGCAACAACAGCAAUAGCAGGAACAGCAGCAGCAGCAGCGGCGGCGACGGUGAAGGGUCUCGAGUAGUUGUGGAGGCGGUGGACGUCGUCAAGAACGCCUACCGGGCUUUCGACCGCCGUGGGACGGGUCGCAUUAGCGCCAUGGACAUCGCGGGUGUUUUAGAAGAGCACAGCGCAUCCGUGAGCGAGGAUGAGCGCAGGGCGAUUGACGAGGCCGUGUCCGUCGCCAGAAACUUCAGGCGGCCAUCGGGGUCAAGACCGCCGGUGUUGCCGCACAGCCACGUCGAAUCCCCCGCCACCGCCGCCACGGGAGAAGACGCCAGAGGUAACGGGGGAACCAGCAGCAGCAGCAGCAGCAGCAGCAGCAGCAGCAGCAGCAGUAGCAGUAGCAACGAGGACUCGAAGGCAGCGGCGACGGCGACGGCAGGCGGGGGUGGUGCGAUCGCAGCAAGAGAGAGGCUGUCGACAACGGCCCUGUCACAACAACCAACACCACCGGCGGCGACGUCGAUCCUGGGAACAGCAACCACGGCAACCGCAACCGCAACAACUGCUAGUACUACUACGGCGGCAGCGGCCACGGUCACGACGUUAGCGCCGUUGUCGACGGCGAUGGAGGAUAAGGAGAUCGAACCGGAGGAGGCGGGAACGGGGGCCACGGAGGAAGAGGACGGGCUUGACAUGUCGGACUUCGAGGACCUUCUUCUGGACCACCUGAAGACCACCGAGUACACGCCUGGGGAAUUCGUCUUCAGGGAGGGAGACGCGCCCGAUGGUGGCCUGUACUUCAUUGUUGAAGGGCGCGUGGAUGUGCUCGUGAACAGCGCGGGCUGGCAGAGCAGUGGUGCCGGGGACGAAGGCGGAUCAUCCCCGGAUACGACGAACGCCGACUCACAGCCGCCGACGCCGGCACACCACGCCCAUACGAGGGUGGCUUCCAUGGGACCCGGCGACUUCUUCGGCGAGGGAGGGGUCGUUUCGGCACAGCCCAGGGGAGAAUCCGUGCGCGCGGUAACCCCUGUCAAGGUGAUGAACGUCAGCCUGGCCAGCUGCCACCGGAUGAUCGACGCGCCUGGAAAGGUGUCUUCCAGCCUCCGUCGGGUGGCUCUCAGCCGGGCGCUGUUCAGGGCGAAGAAUGUCGUUCGCGCAGUGCACUCCGUCACGAAGAGGCUGCUGGGUCCUGGGGAGGCGGUGUUCCGGCAGGGGGACAGGGGUUCUUCGCUGUUCACGGUGGAGGAGGGGGAGCUGAACGUGGUGAAGGAGCACUCGGGCGUCCAUCGCACGGUGGCCCGCCUGCCGCCAGGGAGCUUGUUCGGAGAGAUGGCGCUUAUGACGGCGCAGCCCAGGUCCGCUUCUGUCGUCUGCGCCGCCGAGGGCGGCUGCGCGGUGGAUGAGAUAAGCGGCGACGACUUUGCCCGGCUGCUGAUGGCGAGGCGGACGGGGUUCCGUAGAGACGUGAUGCGCAUGCUACGGGCGAGGCAGUUCCGGCACGGCGUGUACAAGCUGCUCACGGAGCUUGGAAGCGAGGCGACGUUCACGGACGAGGAGCUGCGGCAGGUCUUCGACCGAGCCGACACUGCCAAGUCAGGCACCCUAAGCCUCGGCGAACUCAAGGCUGCCUUUCUCAGAGCUGACCCCCUUCUGGACGAGUCGGCGGUGGAGGAGAUCAUGACCAUGCUGGACCUCGACGCCGUCGGCAGCGUGUCUUUCGACGAGUUCUUGAAGAUCAUCCGAUGGGACCCGUAAGACAUGGACGGGUUGUGACGAGAGUUGGAGUGCAUCGAAGUCGGGUGGGCUGACGAUGACGACAGCGAACUCUUCCAUGGCACCUUAUUAUGGUUUGUCUUUCAUUGAUGACGGAGAGAUGCGCUCAUUAUCAAAGGCCCCGUCUUUAUUCUUUUUCCUUCCCAAAACUGCAUACACCGCUCGCCGAGAUUGUGUUCGUGUGUGUGUCCCUGCCCGUAUGGCCAUUGGCCAAUCCCUGCCUUGGGUAGCCGAGGAGUCGUAGAUAAAAGACAGAGAUUGUCGAGCUCGCCCGUGUGUGAAUUGCGCCCCGUCCCCCCCCAGGGGAGGGGCCCCGCCGGUCCGGGCAGUCCGUGGGGUGUGUGUGCUUUCUUAAAGGUGUGUGCGUGUGUUUGUGUGCAUGUUUUGAUUGUUAGCAUUGAUCAAUCGCGCUAACCGACUGACCGGCGAAAAUACCCGAGUCUCGGAGCGCUCGAAAACAUGCUAGUCCAUAAUCUGGUGUGUGUGUGCGCGCGCGUGCCGCGGCGCGCCUUGUGGCCUUGUUUGGGUGGAGCGACCCUUCCUUUCCCUGUUCUCGAACUUGAGCGCGAGGCAACUUGAGGGAUUCAAUAUGCGGAGAGAUAGGUUUCUGAGAGAGACAUUCUUCAAGCCGUUGUUAUGCUCGGGUCCGUUUUUUAUUUUUCUCCCUGGUGGACCCGUUCGGCUGCCUUAAAGGGUAUCGCCAUGAGUGACGCUCACCGAAGUUUUGGUGUAUGUUUUAUCUUCCGUUGUUCGCGUGUUUUUUCUCUUCGACAGCAGUUUUGAUGUGCAAGUUUGCACGAGAUUUGUUUUUUUUGUUCGAUUGCAGCAGCAGUAGUUAGCAGCAGAGCACGUGGUGUACCAACACACCACGCGUGUCGGUGAUGCGCUGCGCGCGCGACGUGAUUUGUCCUCCGUUCAAGGAGUGAGAGUGUUUUUUUCGUGAUGUGCUCAGCAGGACCUUGCCACUCACUCUUGUUCUUCGUUUCAGAUUCCACGUAUCGUGAAAGGAGAGGUGCCCGAGAUGACGAGGGACUGCAAGCAGUGUGUCACCUACAUUAAAUGGCGUUGUCUGUACGUAAGAUUGAGUUGUAUAGUCUACAGAGUCGAGUUUCGCGCAGAUUGAUUUUCGUCAGUUUUUGGAUGAUCUCGAUCGGAGAUAGAGCAUUUUUGUUUUUGUGAAAGGAUGUUGGCCCCCGCUAUGAGGAGGGACGGCAUGCAUGCAUGGUACGGAGCAUUUUGCAUACAUGCACGUGUUCUCGAACUUGUUGCUACUACACGAAAACUCGUGAAGACCAAGAAAGUGAUUGCGUGACGGUAGCCGGAAACGAAGCUCGGGGACGAGGCAUUGCGUCGUCGAUUCGGACAAUGUGUGAAUGAUGACGGGGUUCGAGUUCUGCGUGCACUUGCUGACUUUCCAGCAAUAAGUCGUUGCUCAUAUUUCUCCUUGGGUUCUUGAUCUAUGCUCGGUCCCCCCUUCGUAUUUGAGUGAACCAGUGGAUGAAAGCGCGUCCACGUUGCAACAAGUCAGCCAUUUGACAUUUGAGCCAAUAGAACACCGCCAAUCGAAUUGUGCGCCGCACGUGUUGCCACAGCAGCAGCGGAACCUUGUGGCC
Messenger RNA from Ectocarpus sp. CCAP 1310/34, 5207 nucleotides. Lineage: Eukaryota; Phaeophyceae; Ectocarpales; Ectocarpaceae. The record is from the annotation of a GenBank genome assembly.